Messenger RNA from Tetranychus urticae (two-spotted spider mite), 417 nucleotides. The record is from RefSeq and is a predicted model, not a curated record. Lineage: Eukaryota; Metazoa; Arthropoda; Arachnida; Trombidiformes; Tetranychidae.
AUGGAUGAAUUAGGUGAACAAUUCGGAGCAAAGCCCAAUUUAACAAAAUUGUUCUUCUCUGACCCAGUUCUUUGGUAUCAUGUCUACUUCGGACCUUUACUACCUUAUCAUUACCGUAUUAAUGGACCUCAUGCAUGGUCAGGAGCAAGGAAAGCAAUUAUGACAGUGGAUGAACUUCUUUGGUAUCAUGUCUACUUCGGCCCUUUACUACCUUAUCAUUACCGUAUUAAUGGACCUCAUGCCUGGUCAGGAGCAAGGAAAGCAAUUAUGACAGUAGAUGAACGUAUUCAAGCUCCUUUACAGACACGAAAGUUGAUUAAUGUAUCAACUAAAUCAAAUGACAAUUUGGGAAUGGCUAGCUUCAUUAUACCUAUUUUUGCUAUAUUAAUCUGUCUAAUCAAGUUCUGGUUUCCAUAA